GCUCAGUGUUUGUCUCACUCGGUGUAUGUGCGGCUGGGUCCCUGACACAUGUAAACACUCUCAGUCCCGUUCAGGUGCUGUGUGUCUUUGUCCGUUCCUGUCCGAACCGAACCGAGCCGAAUCAUGCGGCUCCGGUCCUGCUGUGUUUACAGUGCGGGAGUGCUCUGUAUUCUGCUGUUAAUCGCCGGGAUUGCUAUGGCUUUGACGCAGGUCUUUGAGAAGCUCAUAAACAACAAAAUAAAGGAGCAAGUAGUUCUGGAAAAUGGAACGGAGGCAUUUUCGGUGUGGGAAGACCCGCCGCCGCCGGUUUACAUGCAGUUUUACUUCUUUAAUCUGACGAAUCCUGCAGAGGUUCUGAAUGGAGACAAACCUGUCGUCCUGCAGAUCGGCCCAUACACGUACAGGGAGUAUCGUCCGAAGGAGGAAGUGAAAUUUAUGGACAACGGAACCAGAGUGGCGGCUGUCAAUCCAAAAACGUACGUGUUUGAGCCCAACAUGUCAAGCGGAUCUGAGGCCGACAUCGUCCGAACGGUCGACAUUCCUGUAGUGACUGUGAUGGAGAAAUUCAAAGAUAAUAUAGUUAUUAGGCGCAUCAUCUCGGACUUGAUGAAAGCAAACAGCAUCGGCAUAUUCGGGACAUUCAGGGUCGGUGACCUGCUGUGGGGUUACGAAGAUCCGCUACUUAAAUUAAUCAAAAACAUUUUGCAGAUAGACGACCACUUUGGACUUUUCUAUAAGAAAAAUGGCACAGACGAUGGUGAGUAUGUUGUCUUCACGGGAAAGAAGAAUUAUCAGGACUUUGCUCGUAUAGACGAGUGGAACGGACAGAGUACAUUGAACUGGUGGACUACAGAAGGGUGUAACAUGAUCAACGGUACCGACGGAGCAUCUUUCCAUCCAAUCAUCAAAAAAACAGAGAAACUCUAUAUAUUCUCCUCUGAUCUGUGCAGGUCUAUAUAUGCCCAGUUUGAGUCUGAAGUGAGCGUACGAGGGGUUUCCGGUUUCCGUUUCGUCCCACCCAGCGAGGUUUUCGCUAACCUUACGAUUAACCCGGAUAACGCAGGCUUCUGCGUGCCGGCCGGGAACUGUCUUGGCUCCGGCCUCCUCAACGUCAGUGUCUGUAAAGAAGAUGCGCCCAUCAUCAUGUCCUCGCCUCACUUCUACCAGGCAGACGACAAAUUUGCCCAGGAUGUGUUUGGGAUGAAUCCCAACAAGGAGGAGCACGAGACGCUCAUUGACGUCAACCCGCUCACUGGAAUGUUGCUUCGGGGUGCGAAGCGUGUUCAGGUGAACGUCUACCUGCAUCAGAUCCCAGGGUUCAGUCAAACUGGGAAGAUCCGGACGCUGGUGUUUCCAGUGAUGUACCUUAAUGAGAGCGUCGUUAUUGACGAGGAAUCUGCCCGGAAGCUGUAUACUGUUGUUACUGAGGCUAAUGUGAUCAUCAACAUUCCCUUCAUAGUGAUCAGUGUAGGCAUCUUACUGGGCGUCGUCUUCAUCGUGUUCAUGUGCCGACAGCAGACGCCACUGAGCACCGAGGCCGAGCGGCAACCCCUGCUUUCGUCAUAAUCUCCCCAGACAUCGUGAUGAACUAACAUGUGUUGAGACAUUGAGCUUGAUUUCAUUUUCAGACGGCCAGAGUCGGUUCAAGGAGCAUCGCUGCAUGCGACAGAAGACUCAAAGUGCAAAGUUUGUCUCAGGUCACCUGGCCUCAAAUCCAGGUCUUUCGAAUGUGUUUUUAAUGCAUUUAAUGCUUCAGACGAUUGAUUGAGUGUCACAACCCAAUAGCGCAGGCGUGUCUACAUCAGCCAAUGAGAUUCAUGUGCAAAACUAAACAAUAUACUGUACCAGAAAACACUAAUUGAGUGACCGCAGAUCUAAUGCAACACGUUACACAUCACCACUCGAGAUAUAGAUGUGACCUGUACACAUCACAACCGUAUUAAUACACUUAUGCAAUUGCAAUGAGCUCAUCUGGCGAAUAAACUGACAGCGGUGCCAGUUCAUGCUGAUUUCAGUACUAAUGUACGUUUUAGUCUGCUAAAACUUGUCACUAAUCACUAAAUCCUUUUUUAAAAUGACCAAAUAUCUUUGCACUUGUUUUCUCCACUGCCAUACUAAGCGAUGUACUCAAAUGCAAACCAAGACUUUUAUGGUACUUUGGCUCAAUAAUGUUUUUAGAGUCAUUUGAUAACACUUUUAUGAUAUAAUGACCAUAAUUGCUAAUUUAAACUCUAAAAUGACAACCUUGUUUUCAGUGUUCAGUAAAUGAAGUUUCAUAGUAUUACCACAGAGUUAAAGGAGAAGUCCACUUCCCAAAAAAACAACAAUUUACAAAUAAUGUACUUGCCCCCUUGUCAUCCAAGAUGUUCAUGUCUUUCUGUCUUCAGUCGUAAAGAAAUUAUGGUUUUUGAAGAAAACAUUUCAGCAUUUUUCUCCAUAUAAUGGACUUCAUUGGUGCCCUGAUUUUGAACUUCCAAAAUGUAGUUUAAAUGCAGCUUCAAAGGGGCUAAACGAGGGGCUCAUUUUUUUUUUGAAAAAUAAAAAUUGGUGUACUUUUUAAGCACAAAAGCUCGCAUAGCACAGGUUCUCGGAUGCACAUCCACGGUUGUUCUUGAACGAUUCUUUAAUGUGACUCAUAAAGAACGAGUCGUCUCGGAGAGUGAUUCGUUCAGUCGCACAUGCGCAACAUCCUAUUAGGUUCUGUACUGGAAUUAGUUCACCUGUUUCAAGUCUUCGGGUUUUUUGAGUCGUUUGUUCAUCUUAUGGGGCUGUCACAUGACGCUGAUUUUGCUAAAAUUAACGAAAUGACUCAAAAAAGAUUCGUUCAUUUUGCUGAACGAGACUCAAAGGUCCGAGUCGGUAAGAUGAUCCUAACUUCCCGUCUAAGUUCAUCAUCUGUGUACUUGGGCUAAAAAAGGUAAAGUAUGGUGAAAAAUUCCAUCUUAUUUUCUCCUACAGCUUCAGAAUCAUCCAACAUCGUUGUAGCUUUUUGUUUGUAAACAGCGUUUGACUUACUUGCACUUUCUUAGUCUUUGCACGUUCGCUUUGUAAACACUGGGUCUGUAGUUCCGCCUACAUUCGGCGUGACCUUUCAGCAUGAUUCAAUAGUACGUUGUGAACGCGCAUCCCAGAGCCUGUGCUACACCAGCUUUUGUGCUUAAAAAGUAUACACAUUUUUAUUUUUCGAAAAAAAAAGAGCGAUUGUUUUGCUAGAUGAUAAGACCCUUCAUCCUCAGCUAGGAUCGUUUAGAGCCCUUUGAAUCUGCAUUUAAACUAUAUUUCGGAAGUUCAAGUUUCUUUACGACUGAAGACAGAAAGACAUGAACAUCUUGGAUGACAAGGGGGUGAGUAAAUUAUUUGUUAAUUGUUGUUUUGGAAGUGGACUUCUCCUUUAAGAAGAUUUAGCUUGAACGUUUCAGUUU
Messenger RNA from Labeo rohita (rohu), 3422 nucleotides. It is a transcript of the gene scarb2c, whose product is annotated as scavenger receptor class B, member 2c. Gene Ontology annotation, molecular function: scavenger receptor activity. The transcript is spliced from 12 exons. Gene Ontology annotation, cellular component: membrane; lysosome; cytoplasm. The record is from RefSeq and is a predicted model, not a curated record. Gene Ontology annotation, biological process: protein targeting to lysosome; receptor-mediated endocytosis. The coding region runs from base 124 to 1566 and encodes 480 amino acids. Lineage: Eukaryota; Metazoa; Chordata; Actinopteri; Cypriniformes; Cyprinidae.